Molecule: messenger RNA, 2959 nt
Organism: Pelodiscus sinensis (Chinese soft-shelled turtle)
Lineage: Eukaryota; Metazoa; Chordata; Testudines; Trionychidae
Gene: TLCD3A
Product: TLC domain containing 3A
Biological process (GO): lipid homeostasis
Cellular component (GO): membrane; endoplasmic reticulum
Source: RefSeq, a predicted model, not a curated record
AGGGAGCCUCAAAGACCGGAUCCUCCUCAGCAGCAGGGUGGUGUCUUCUGUCCAAGCUAUGAUGGCUACUGUUUCUGGGAUCAUUGUUGUCCUUAAUUGCAAGGAUGUGGUCCAUGACAGGUACUGGCUCGCAGUAGAAUAUGUUUGGGUUGUGGUCCCGUAUAUGAUCUACGACGUAUACGUCAUGUACCUCUGCCACUGGCACAAAAGCAAAGACACCUCGGAGAAGAAGCAUUCGCUGGCCAGCGUGAGGAGCUUCCUGGAGAAGGAUCGCCUCAUGGUGACCCACCAUCUCUUCAUCCUCAUUGUCCUCACACCUGUCGCACAGUACCUCAGAGGAGAGCUUGGCGAUUUCUUCGUCGGUUGCAUCUUUGUGGCGGAACUGAGCACUCCGUUCGUGUCACUGGGCAAAAUCCUUAUGCAGCUGAAAAUGCAGGACACGCUCCUGCACAAGGUGAACGGGAUUCUCAUCCUGGUGACAUUCUUCCUCUGCCGGAUCCUCCUCUUCCCAUUCAUGUACGGGGCCUACGCCAGGCAGGUGGGGAUCCCCCUCUACAUGGCGCCAUUCCACAUCCCCGUGCACUGCAAUGUGGCCAACGCCUCCCUCAUCGCCCCACAGCUCUACUGGUUCGUGCUGAUCUGCAAGAAAGCCGUCCGGCUCUACGGCAGGUCGCCGGCCGACAAGAACCGAUAAUGGCCGGCAGAGGCUGCAGACCACAAGGUCGGAGACUAAGCCAGUAUCCUGGCUCUUCGCCCUGCGGCCUUGCCAUUCCAAUCCGCGUUGUAGGUCCCAGUCUGGGACCAGAGCGUCAUUGCCCAUUGGUGCUGGGAGGUUGUUUUACUUGAAAGCAGCCGUGUUGUCUCUGCUGCCGUUCAAGGAAGCAGCACCAGGCUGUUACAGAAGGACAGUCUUUCUGUGACACUCGAGUGUCCUGUGUCCUUCUGUCUGUGGGAGAACCUGGCAGGCGGUGUAAGGAAAGCACUACAGAGAGGAGAGGCAAGAGGGUUUGUUACAAAGAUUCUGAUCACUGAACAGGGGAAAUUGACGACCAUGCAGACCCAAACCUAGCUUACGUGGGUGUAACUCCGCUGGGAGAGUCUGAGCCAAAUUCAGUGGUGUGGGCAACCUCUCGGGGCGGGGGGGUGUCUUUGGUGCUGACCUGGCAUUCGGUGGUUGUGCAAAACUAGCCCGUCGUACACACAGAGGGGCAAGUUCACCUCACUCAGAUUCAGUUAAUCUGAUUUACACCCUUCCAGCUGAGAGCAGAACCUGGCCCUGAAGGAACACAAAAGAGGGUGAUAAAAAGAGGGUGAUAUUCUGAGCAGUCUGCUCCCCUUACACCACCCUUGGGCCAUGGCUGAAUUUGGCCCAUUGCCUCGGUGGACGUUUCUACUUGCUGCUAAACACAAAUUUGUCCCUUGCUCACACUACAUGUAAAGGUAAGUGCCAUGUUCCCCCAGGACUCGGAUUACGCAGCCACUAACUUGGUCUUGGUGGGAAAAAAACAGAGAAGAAACCGGAGCCAGGAAUUAUAGGUGAAAUGCAAUACGAGGCUGCACCAGAACAGUGAUCACUGCCUGCCACCCCCUUAGUCUAGUCCAGGGGUGGCCACCCCGCGGCUCACGAGCCACAUGCGGCUUUUCACCCCUGAAAGUGCGGCUCGCAAAGCUGCCCCGUGGCUCGUGAAGCUGCCCCACAUGCCCCUACGAUUGGCCCCCCGUGCUCACCGGGUACAGGGGAGCCACCUGGCACGGCAAAUGUUGAUGGGAGCCUGAUGUGGCCAAAAAGCCUGCCUACAGUUUUUAAAGGGGCAGCGUCCCUUUUUUUAUUUUUUUCCCCCUUAUCUCUGGCUGGUGGGGAGUUCUCUUUUUUUUGGCUCAACAAUUUUGGUGUGGCUCUUCGCAUUUUUCCCACCACUGUUUUGGCUCUUUUCAUUUAAUGGGUUGGCCACCCUGGUCUAGUCCUCUAUCCGUUUACCCCAGCGCUGACUUGGCCCCACACCAGUGUUCCCUGGAAGCGGUGCACUUAUGCGACCACUCAAACGAUUCCAAUGCCACCCAACUCAUUAGCAGAGUGCCAACAGCUAGGUUUUUUUGCUUCUGCUGGUGGUGCACAUUCACACAUAUUUUGGUGCACAUACGCUUAUUCCGCACAUGGGUGGAAAAGACGAGAGGGAACAGUGGCCCACGCGCUCUGCUGCGCUGACGAAAUCCCUGACCCCACUUAGGACCACGUCUCCUGCAAGCCCGGCCCCAGAUUGCAGCACUUGGCUGUAAUACCGAGAACCGGCUCUUUCUUUAGAACUGUGGAUUAAAGAGCCUGCCGGGUGCACGAACAAACUGCCAACCCUUAUGAGCACAGAGCCUGAUGGACAAUGACCGUGUACACAAGAAACACCGGCUCUUUGGAACCUCAGGUGCCGGCAUCAAUGGGCUGCAUUCAUGCCUGGAGAAUAACUCCACCAAAGCAAGAGUGGCCCAAGAGGCAAAUCUGGCCCGUAGCUCUCUCUGGAGCAGGGAGUUUACAAUGGGAUAGGCUGCCUUGGAGCUUUUACUUACCACGAGAGCUGAAGAUUACGUUUGAAAGCACUUAGCUCUCUGAAGCCCAGAUCCUUCAACCAUCAGGCCUUACCCUGGAGAUAGUCGCAUGUGCCUGGAAGAACAAAGAUAUUGGCUCCUUCCAGGUUUAGCUCCAACAGUGCAUCCCUGCAGUGACUGACCAAUUACGCCUGUGUUUGGUGAACUACAAAGGCCGGCCCGCUGGGUGGAUUUCCCCUUUGUGACGCGCUGUCAGUGUUUCGGACAUUUUUAAUCUUGCUGUCUGUGUUACAAAUGAUUUGCCUUGUGUAACAGAAAGGAAAACCAGCCCUGAGGCCAUUUUCAAGUUUGCACUAACCUUGCCCCUACUUACUACUACACUUCUCGGGAGAGAGACCAGUAAAGCCCUCUUUUCAGUGCC